Molecule: messenger RNA, 2747 nt
Organism: Perca flavescens (yellow perch)
Lineage: Eukaryota; Metazoa; Chordata; Actinopteri; Perciformes; Percidae
Gene: naprt
Product: nicotinate phosphoribosyltransferase
Exons: 13
Coding region: 915-2579 (554 amino acids)
Biological process (GO): NAD+ biosynthetic process via the salvage pathway
Cellular component (GO): cytosol
Molecular function (GO): nicotinate phosphoribosyltransferase activity
Source: RefSeq, a predicted model, not a curated record
UUCAUGUGUCAUGACUGUGUCGUGUUCAUGACAGUGUCAAGUAAAGUGUUACCCAAAACAUUAAGGUGAGGAGAUAUUUUGUAAUUUGUAUGUGUCAGAGUCAUUUUUCAUGUUGGUGUUGUUUUUGUAUUAAAAGCGUGUAGGUUAUUAGUCAUUUCAAACUUAAAAACGUAUUAAAAAGUUGAAGUUAAUAGCUUGAUUUGAGUCAACUUCAAGCUAGCAAGCUAAAAGCAAUGUGGUAGCUAGCUUAAAAUGUUUGUCGAGAGGUCGGUUGGGGAUGGUUGUCACAUAUGUGGAGAUGAAUAUUUCAAUCUAACUGCUUUAUUUUUUCACCACUGUAAAUUCCUUUAUUUUACUUCUCGUUACAGAGAAUACUUGAAACAAAGAAUUACCUUGUUCAAAUGCAUGAUUUAAACACAAGGGGCAUUGAUGAGUACUAUUACGGGGUAUCCAUUUCAAAACUUUUUCAAACUUUCAUUCAAUGCAGGGAUGACUAUUGAAAGAUGUUGUAAUGAUGUUCAUUUACACAAGAGUAAAACGUGUGACAACCAACCCCGGUCUCCCCUAAAGUAUAUUUUCUGUUUGUAACUUUAUUGUAUUACAUUUUGACUGCAGGGCUUAUUAAUUAGUAUUGUAUUUCUUCUUAACAUUUGCUGUGAAAGUUUUGAAAAAAAACGUCAGAAAACGCUAGCAGUCAACUCGGACAGAUGAGAAUAUAAAUAUAGCACACCAUCUAAAGAAAUGUUUGUUUAAGUACAAGUGUCAUCUGAAACUGGAACUGCAGCUUAGCUAGUAUUUCCCAGGACACAUCACGCCUUGUCCGUGCCUUAAAGUCUCCCCGCUCUGGGGCUUUGGAGAACUGCAAGUCCCAGAGAUCUCGGCAUCAGUGAACCCAGACCACGGGCUUGGAUAACAUGGCAGCGCCGUCCAGCAACACAUGCGGGGCUAUGGAGCGCUCUAUCCGGGAGCGGGUCCCCCCUCUGCUCACGGACCUGUACCAGUUCACCAUGGCGUAUGCGUACUGGCGGACCGGCCGGCACCAGGAGCCCGCCGUGUUCGAGCUCUUCUUCAGGGACAACCCGUUCGGCGGCGGCUUCUCGCUGUUCGCCGGGCUGCACGACUGCCUGCUGUUUCUGCGCAGCUUUCGCCUCACAGACGAAGAUGUUGAGUUCUUGCGCUCCGUCCUGCCCCCGGACACCGACCCCGCCUUCUUCCAGUUUCUGCGAGGCCUGGACUGCUCCGGCGUCACGCUCCGCUCCGUCCCAGAGGGCACUGUGGUGUUUGCCAGGGUGCCUCUGAUGGAGGUGUCAGGUCCGCUGGCUGUGGUUCAGCUGCUGGAGACCAGUUUACUGUGUCUGGUCAACUACGCCAGUCUGGUGUGCAGUAACGCUGCCCGUUUCCGCCUGGCGGCCGGCCCCAAGAGGAGGCUGCUGGAGAUGGGCCUCAGGAGGGCUCAGGGACCAGAUGGAGGGCUUACCGCCUCACGAUACACAUACAUUGGAGGGUUUGAUUUCAGCAGUAACGUUCAGGCUGGUUUCCUGUUUGGGAUCCCCGUCGCAGGGACCAUGGCACACUCAUACGUCACUUCCUUUACCUCCCUGGAGGAGGUGUGGCCACAAACUCUUGUGGCGGUGAACGGGGAGAAGGAUCCAGUUAACAUCAUCUCGUUGACGAAGGGCUGGCUGAGUCGUGUGUGUGAGCUUCUGGGAGCCGAGCCUGGGAAGAUCAGCGAGGGCGAGUUGGCUUCCUUUUUGUCGUACGCCAUCGCCUACCCUCAGAACUUCCUCCCAGUGAUCGACAGCUACAGUGUUGCCUGUAGUGGUCUGCUGAACUUCUGCGCUGUGGCCUUGGCGCUGUGUGAACUGGGCUACAGGCCUGUCGGAGUGCGUCUGGACAGCGGGGACCUCUGCUGGCAGUCGGUUGACGUCCAUCGUGUCUUCAGACUCUGCAGCGAGCAUUUCUCCAUCUCGGCCUUUGACUCGCUGAUCAUCGUUGGGACCAAUAACAUCACAGAGCAAAGCAUGGCGGAGCUCAACAAGAAGGAGAAUGCGAUCGAUGUGGUUGGCGUUGGAACACAUCUGGUCACCUGCACACAACAACCCUCGCUGGGCUGUGUGUACAAGCUGGUGGAGGUGAGGGGGAAGCCCAAGAUGAAGAUCAGUGAGGACCCAGAGAAGAGCACUGUCCCCGGGAGGAAAGCUGUCUACAGGCUAGUGGACGCUGAGGGCCAUCCUUUUCUGGACCUGGUGUGUCUCGCUGCGGAGCCUCCUCCAGAGGUGGGAGGUUCUCUAAACUGUUACCCUCUGAGGUGUGAUGACUCCUGUAUCUCAAUCAUUCCAGCUCAGGUCGCCUGUCUGCGCCAGGACGUGUUCACCAAAGGACAGGUCACACACCCUCUGUGCAGCGCUGCAGAAACUAGAGCAAAGGUCCAGGGCUCCCUCCAGACUCUGCACCCUCGACACAAGAGGCUGCAGGAGCCAGACUCUUACACAGUGGCGCUGUCAGAGAAACUCCAUAACCUUGUCACGGAGAUUCGAAAAGGAAGCUCCAACAGCAGGAACUUUCUCUUGGCCAACUAAAGAUAAUCCGAGACAACUGUUCUGUUGUCAUCUCCUGUUUUCUUCUUUUUUUUUUGGUCUUUUUAUUGACACUCUUUUCCAAAGUGCCUCACGGUAAAAGAAGUGCAUACUAUUCUAAAAGUGUACACACCAUGCUCUCCAAAUACAGGAAUACACAAGUGUGCUGUG